AUGCAAUUCAAAGCUCUACCAGGUUUCUUUAAAGCUUAUGAAGAACAAAACAGUAAACCAAUUGAUUCUUCCAAAGAAGAUCACUUAAAAUUCGUUCAUCAUAAGACUUGGAAAGAUCUAUACAAGAGUAUCCCUCAUAACAGCAGUGAUAUUGAAUAUAAAUUGAUUAUUUUAGGACGUCAUGGCCAAGGUUAUCACAACGCUGCGAUUGACAGAUAUGGUAUGGACGCAUGGAAUAAGCAUUGGUCUUUGCUAGAUGGCGAUGAAUAUGGAGAAUGGCUAGAUUCGAGAUUAACUCCCCUUGGUAAAAAACAAGUUUCAAGAACCGGGAAAGAAGUAUUGUUACCUAUGGUAAAAGGAUUAGGCAAAUACCCCGAUGUCUAUUUUUCAUCACCUAUGCGUCGUUGUUUGGAAACCUAUGUAGGCUCAUGGGGUCAAGUUUAUAAGAUGGUUGAAAAUGACCAAAAGAAGUUGGAAAUUACGAUAAUUGAAAAUCUAAGAGAAACUCUAGGGGAGCAUACAUGCGAUAAACGUGUUUUACAUUCUGAAGUUAUUUCCGAAUAUCAGAAUUCUAAAAUGGAGUCUGGUCAUAUUGCUCAUUGGAAUUAUCCAAAAGGGUAUCCAGAAGAAGAUCAACUUUGGUUUGCAGACUGGCGUGAAACGAAUGAAGAAAUGGAUGUACGUGUUCGUUCUGGGUUAGAAGAAUUAUUUUCUCAAGUUAAAUCGGAUGAAAGAAUUGUUUCAUUAACAUGCCAUUCAGGUGUUAUUGACAGUGUAUUACGCAAUUUGGAUCACCCUGCCGUGGAGAAUUUAGAUGUUGGUAAAUCAGUUAUUGCUGUUGUUGCUUUAAGAAGAUGA
This is a messenger RNA of Henningerozyma blattae CBS 6284, 858 nucleotides long. RefSeq names its product putative phosphomutase (gene PMU1). Gene Ontology annotation, molecular function: phosphatase activity. Lineage: Eukaryota; Fungi; Ascomycota; Saccharomycetes; Saccharomycetales; Saccharomycetaceae. The transcript has a single exon. Gene Ontology annotation, cellular component: cytoplasm. The coding region runs from base 1 to 858 and encodes 285 amino acids. The record is from RefSeq and is a predicted model, not a curated record.